Messenger RNA from Sporothrix schenckii 1099-18, 660 nucleotides. RefSeq lists its product as uncharacterized. The transcript is spliced from 3 exons. The coding region runs from base 1 to 660 and encodes 219 amino acids. The record is from RefSeq and is a predicted model, not a curated record. Lineage: Eukaryota; Fungi; Ascomycota; Sordariomycetes; Ophiostomatales; Ophiostomataceae.
AUGUGUCAGGCUGUGCCUGACUCAAGAGACAACUUGCGCGAAGUAGAGUUCAAGCAAAAUGACGAUGACGGACAACAGGCAGAGAGGGAUGAGAAGGGACCCAGGACUUGUGGUGGUGGUACGUGGAGGCUCGCCCCGAAAAAUGUGCUUGUUUUGUUGGACGCUACGGACUGGGCGGACUGGGCGGACUGGGGCGCGGGCAUUGCGUCUUUUGGUGUGUUUUGGUGGGGUGAAUACGUCGUAAUGGCGGCUUGGAGGCUUUUAGCGUGCAAUUGUCCACCGGUUGGGGACCCCCCCGACGUGUCAGGCGUGGCGGUAGUGGUGGUGCCUGCCCACUGUGACGAAAUGUGGUCAAUCUCCGGUGCUCGGAUUGGUGCAGAGCGGCCUGGUGUCAGAACACAUCGUGUUUCAUGCACGGCAAGGAGACGAGAGGCGCAAAAUGCAUCCCCAAGAUACUACAAAAGCGAGGACGGCAAGGAAAUGUCGCCUGAGCACGAUAGGGUGACCUGGAUCUAUGGCAAAAGCGUUGGCUUCAAGGCUUGCGAGACCAAGGGCCUGCGACGUAACAAGGUCUUGUUCCCUGUCCUGUUGAAUCAUGUCGUCCCUGCAUCGGUGGAGCGAGGCGCUCCUCGACAAAACUGCGCGUUUGUUGGCAAGUAA